Portunus trituberculatus (swimming crab) is the source of this 1721-nucleotide messenger RNA. RefSeq names its product biotinidase-like. The transcript has 6 exons. NCBI's taxonomy places the organism in Eukaryota, Metazoa, Arthropoda, Malacostraca, Decapoda, Portunidae. The record is from RefSeq and is a predicted model, not a curated record. Bases 122 to 1657 code for a protein of 511 amino acids.
GUGACAAAGCAUCGCUGUUAUCAGGGCCUGGGAAUAUCAUAAUGCUCAUACCCACUUAUAAGGUUGUGUGUGCUUCGGUAGACGCGUACACAGCUAUUGCCGUCUCUUCAGAGUUGACAUCAUGCUGUGUGUGCGGUUGCUGUUGCUUGUGGCAGUUGUGGGGACUGACGAAGUGCAGUACACAGGCGCGGUGCUGGAACAUGAGCCCUACAGUAGUUGGGAGGCUGGAGGAACUGCCAUCUUGCAAGAAAAUGCUCGUAUCUUCCUAGAGCACGCUGCCCUCGCCAAACAGCAGGGCGCCGACAUCAUAGUGUUUCCAGAGUACGGCCUCACCAGCAACAACUUGGAGGGCGGAGAUGUGCUGUCCCUUGCCCAGGUGGUGCCGCAUCCAGCAGACCAGGUGGUACUGUGCCUCCUCAACAAGACCAGCAGCCACACUCAGGUGUUGCGUGAGCUGAGCUGCGGUGCUGCCCAACUAAAACUGUACCUGAUAGUGGACCUCAUAGAGCUGGUUCACUGCAGCCCUAACCAAAUACUGGAUUGCCCCGACGUGGGCUACUACCUGUACAACACCCAGGUGGUUUUGGACCGCUGCGGGACACUGGUGGCCAGGUACCGCAAGAAGCACCUAUUCCUGGAGGCAGGGAUCACCGCCGGCGACGAGAGCGACGCCACCGCAGUCUUCACUACUGACUUUGGAGUCACUUUUACGUUGCAGAUUUGCUUCGACAUCCUGUACGAGUCCCCGGGCGUAGCCAACGUGGAGGGCGGAGUGCGUGAUGUUGUAAUGAGCACCGCCUGGAUGGACGAGCUGCCCUUCCUCACAGCUCCUCAAAUGUUUCGGGGUUGGAGCGCCGGACUUGGGGUAAACCUGCUUGUCGCCAAUUACCACAACACAAGGAAGGGCAUGCAGGGGUCUGGACUCUUCCCUGGUGCCUCUGGACAACUAUCAUCCUACACUUACGAUCACCACCACAGCGGCUCUACCCUCCUUGUGGCGUCCCUCGCCACUAACACGUCUACUGGCCACUCGACGAGGGUAUCCAGGUCCAGGAAGGACUUAUUUGAGGGUGGAGAACAACAUAGAGGAGCACAACAGAAGCCACAGCCGCAGGAAAUGGUAUUCAAACACGAGGACCUGUCCCGCUACAAUCACUUGCUACUGGAGGAGGCUGCUUCCCCUAUCACGGCCUCGCUUUGUCACAACGACGGGCUGUGUUGCAGCGUCACCUACACUUUCCUCGGCAACACUUCGACGACUGAACACUACAUGCUACUGGCUUACAGCGGGCUGGUGGAAAAGGGCGGAGGCGUGUACUCUAUGUACACUCAAGUGUGUUCUGUUGUUUUCUGUCUUAGUGAUGAGGUCAACUCUUGUGCUCGUGUUGAGGGUGAAGACCCACCGCUGGCGUCCAGUUUUCUGCUUCAGGAAGUUAGUGGCAUGUUUGAGGACCUUCAUGUUUUUCCUUCUGUAAUGAGUCGGGACCUGACCCUGGUUUCAGAGCAGCUCUGGAACUUUGACAGUAUUCCCUUGAGCAGCAGCAACCAACAAGAGGCUAUCAUCCACGUCAAGAAAGAAACUGACCCCUUACUCUCUGCCACCCUAAUGGGUCGAUGGUAUCAGCGCGACUUAGUGUAUCAUUCAGGGCUGCGGUAGCAAUGGCAAUACACAACUCUGACAAAACUGUAAUUUAUCUGAAGCAAUAAACCUUGCAAAGAAA